CGUCAUUUCCCUCACUCAUCCGAAAACCCUAAUAAUAAAUAAGUAGACUAACUCCCCUCCUUCAACUCAAACAUCACACAAGAAAGCAGAAGAGUUCAGAUCUUCGCCGCCGCCUACCUCCCUCUCCCUCCCAUCUCCCCGCAAAAUCAACAAACAUGUCUUUGGUAGCGAACGAAGAGUUUCAACACAUUCUGCGUGUGUUGAAUACCAACGUUGAUGGAAAGCAGAAGAUACAGUUUGCUAUGACUUCAAUCAAAGGUAUUGGAAGAAGAUUUGCUAACAUUUGUUGCAAGAAAGCUGAUGUUGACAUGAACAAGAGAGCUGGUGAGUUGACUGCUGCUGAAUUGGAGAACAUUAUGACUGUGGUUGCCAACCCUAGGCAAUUCAAGGUCCCUGAUUGGUUUUUGAACAGAAAGAAGGAUUACAAGGAUGGCAAGUUUUCUCAAGUUGUUUCAAAUCAACUGGACAUGAAGUUGAGGGAUGAUUUGGAGCGCUUGAAGAAGAUCAGGAAUCACCGAGGUUUGAGACAUUACUGGGGUCUUCGUGUUCGUGGACAGCAUACCAAGACUACUGGACGCAGAGGAAAGACCGUUGGUGUCUCUAAGAAGCGUUAAAGUGUUUCUGUUUUUGUUUGCAGAAGAGAAGUUAUCAGGGAAAGAAAGUUUAAAUUUCGUUUAGACAUGUUUGCAAUGUUUCAUGUUUGUUAUUUUCUGUUACAAAAUUUUGUUGUUUCCAUGACCUGGUGAUGAGUUACAUGGUUUUAUAAGUUGCCAAGAUGUUUAAUAGGGAUGUUGAAAUUAUUUAUGUGCUUUUUAGUAGUGAGUUUUUGGAAGGAGAUAAUUGAAGUUUAUCUAUUAUAUUCAGAUGCACUUAA
Medicago truncatula (barrel medic) is the source of this 874-nucleotide messenger RNA. RefSeq names its product 40S ribosomal protein S18. Gene Ontology annotation, biological process: translation. The transcript has 4 exons. Lineage: Eukaryota; Viridiplantae; Streptophyta; Magnoliopsida; Fabales; Fabaceae. Gene Ontology annotation, molecular function: RNA binding; structural constituent of ribosome. The coding region runs from base 156 to 614 and encodes 152 amino acids. The record is from RefSeq and is a predicted model, not a curated record. Gene Ontology annotation, cellular component: small ribosomal subunit; ribosome; cytosol.